GACGCGGUACGGCGCUGGCCUGGAGACGUUCGUGCUGGCUCGUGCCGACCGACAAAGACGGUGACGACGACGACUGUGACGGCGAGCGAGCGCUCGCUCCGUUCUCGCGACAAGCGGGGAAAAAAAGAGAGAGGAGAGAGAGAGGAUGCACCGCCGCGCUUCCUUCGCGCCGUGAAUCCCCGCGGCGCGCGCGGGCGGCCGUGCACCCGCGUGCGAUUAAUCGUCAGGCCGUCUCGCGGCCCCGUCACCGUCGCGUCGCGCAUCUGCUCGUCUGCACUCGCACACGUCGCGGACGCCGUAGGAAGGAAAGGGGUUAUGAGGCGCCAACGGCACCGUCGUGGUCGCGCUGUCAGACGAUAUUUUUCCAUUCUUACCGAGACCGUACGCGGCCUGGCGGCUCACCAUGGCGGAGAAGUGCAAGGAAUGCGGCUGUAAGUGCGGCACCUGCGGCCAGGACAGUCAGCAGCACUGCGACAUGCAUCUGCACGCGGAGAUAGAGAACCUGCGCCAGCGGCUGCUCGAGAGGGACAACCACAUCGUGACGAUGGAGACGCAGUUCCUGAACGAGGCCGACAAGUUCCCGAACGGGGAGCUGGCCUCCAUGAAGGAGGAGCUGUCGAUUUGGCAGGAGAAGUACUCGCGCCUGCACGAGGCGCACAAGAGGGUGCAGAAGGUCAAUCAGAAUCUGGAGGACAAGCUGCUGCGGAUAGUGGACAAGUGCGAGACGGAGAAGAGUGCCUUCACCAAGGACAUAGCGACUCUGUCUCACAGAUUAGCCGAUGCGAAUUACACGAUACAUCGAUUAACUCAAGAUAAUGAAAAGUAUAGAAACGACGUUAGUUUGGCUAUCCAAUUGCUUCAGUGCAAGCCUUCCAACUUCGUGGGUCAGAAAUACGAUUCGCUGCCUUCCGAGGUGCAGGCUAAAGUGCGGACGUACGUCGCGCAGAAGCGGUGUCCCGCGCAGGACACGGCGCAGCCGGAUGUGAAGAGCAUCACCGUGCCGAUAUCCACGUUUCCGCCGACGGCGAUGGUGUACAAUAUCACCAAGCCUACGGUGGAGAAGCACAGCGACGAUGACAGCGACGACAGCAAGCCGCCCAUGGAUAUGGUGUCGGCGGCGAUUAUGGCGAAGGUGCUGGAGGACCGCGAGAAAGAGAGAAUCUUCGCCAAGCACUGCGACACGUGCACGUGUCACAGAAGCAUCCUCACGGUGGACACGGAGACGCAGACGUACGUGCCCGACACGUUCCCGAUCUCCGACAAUUAUACGUACAGCUUCGAGAAGCAGGCGUCGGAGGGUAAGCCGAGCGACGACAAGUAUCAGAGCAAGGACAAGCUCCAGUCGAGUAUCGCGACGCAUACGGUCUUCUACGAGAUCAACGAGAACGGCAACAAGAUUCGCCAUCACAUGAACGGCGAUUACGUCAAAUACGCCUCGCAGGUGCCGUGCAUCAAGGACAAGUUCGUCGGCAGGAGCAGUAGAAACGGGCAGGACUACACGGUGGAGGAGAACGGCGUCGCUACGAGAGCCAGUCUGAACAAGAAGAACUCGUCGCAGAAUCACGAAAACAAGCACUCGUCGUCGUUCUCGAGAUUAAACGACCUUAACAGAAUAAACGUCGACAAGACGACCAAACCGCUCAGGGCCAACAAGUGCGAGUCUCCGCUCGAUAACAGAUCCGCCAAGUAUUGGAGCAAGAGCGAGAGGAGCUACUACGAACCUCUCGGUAGCGAUUACUUGGCGCGCGGGGACAAUCGGCUCUCCGACAAGGAGCAGAUGCACAUCGACAUCAUCAACGACAGGCUGUGGAAGAACGAGUGGACGAGGCUCAAGUCCGAGACCAACUCCUCGAGGGAGAACGGGUGCAAGGCGAGUCGCGGUAUCGAGCUCGAUAUAAUCAACGAUCGCGAUUGGAAGAACGACAGGUCGGCGGAGCGGCAAGACGCGCGGAACGCUGCGCAGUUCACUGUGAUCGAGGUCAAGAGUCCGGACGGCAACGCGGCGAAUAACAACGACGGUAGUCAGACGGAGGUGACGACCAGCCCGAGCUUCAGCAGCGACAGCAUGGUCAUCUCCAGCUCUGAUCCGUCCAGCAGCUGCAGUGACGUCGCGCAAUCGCUGACCGGCGGUGCCUUCAAUUCGAGCGUAAAGUCCAACUCGAAUCAGGAUCGCGUGACCGGUCCGCGAAACUGCCUGGUCCGGGUCACGCCCGGCUCCAAGAAUAUCCUGCUGGACAACGCCGGUCACUACAAGACCGUAUUGUAUAGCAAUGGCAGUGGUAGUGGCGGCGGCGGCGGCGGCGGCGGUAGUGGCGGCGGUGGUGGCAGCGGUAAAGUCAACACCGCCCUGGUGCACGCGAAGAAGACGUCUCGAGCCGGUUCCGAGCGUUCGACCGGCAGCGAGGACAAUUCGCCGCCGCCGGUGUUGCUGCAGGACAAUCAACUGCAACGAGUGGCCGAAUGGGUGCAGUCGUCGAUGUGCGUGGAGAAUUCCGCGUCGCACGAUAGCAAUAAGAGCAAGUGCACGGAGAACGUUGCGAGUGACAAUUUGUCGUCCGUGUAUCCGAACGAUUCUCUUGUUAAGCGCAAAUCCGCAGAGCACAACGGAGGUCUGACACGCGACGUUCGAGACGUGGCGAAGAACGUCGAGGAUUACAGCGAGAGGGAUGUAAAUAACGAGCUCGUUGACACCAACAUCUUGUCCGAACGUACGGACGAGAGCGAAAAUCUCAUAACGUUCGAGGACGAGCAUCUGCUGAAGGAUUUCCCCCAGGAUCUUGAUUACGAGGUGAAGAUCACGAAGGAGAUGGAGGAGACGUAUCUGAAGCUGGCGGCGAGCCUGGACCCGGUGACCCUGAGCCUGUCGAGUACCAGUAAUGCCGAAUUGACGAUCGAGAAGUACAGGAAGGAUCACAAGAAGCUUCACACGCAGAGACUUCAAGAUAAGGCGGGAUCAAAAGCUUAACGCGUAUCUCAGCGAAUUCUUCGAAGACAAUUGAACUAUAUCAAGCAGGGAGUUCCUUUAAAGAUAUAAACAGAGCGUUAUUUUUUGUAACUAUAUUGAAGUAAGGCUGUACCAACACGAAGUAGUAUAGGGAAAAGAAUUCCUACGUGCCGCUGCAGGUGAAUCGGUUUGCGUUUGCGUCCGCGAGCGAGAUGCGGUAGGUUGAUUUUAAAGCGGGAGGAAAUUUAACCGGAGGUAAAAUUAAAUGCAACACGGUAGUCCGGUCGUAAAGCGUCAAUUACGUAAUUAAUAAUUUACAGUAACUUUGGAUCAACGACACUGAGUCACGCAGGAAAUUGCCGUUAUUUUAAGAUACGAUUGCGCUUCUUAUCAACAAUCUAUAUUUCGCAGUCACGAAAACAAGAUUAUCUCAACCUCAUUUGUGACUCUCUGCCUGUUUAUUUGUCUUGCCUGUGUGAUCUUCCUUCGCAUGCUUCUCUCUUUGGCAUGUCGGCUAAUAUUAGGUGGUUGCGUAUGAAACCGUCCAUUUUUUAGCGAAAGAAGUAGAGUGAUUUGAUAGCAAAUCGACAAACUGGUUUAUUCAAAGUAUUGCCCGUUGGAACAGACAACCUUGGCCCAUCUUUCGGCCCAACAAUCCGAUUCCACGCAGGAAGAAUUCGGGUUCUUUGGAAGCAAUCAAUCGUCCAGUUAUUUUUUUUACUUUUUCACACGAGGCGAAGUGCUGUGCUGUAAGCACUGACUGCAUCGACCGGAAUGGAAAUCAGAGGAAGCGAUGUUUGGGGAAUACGGUGGGGUAGGAUUUUCCAGUUCACUCCUAAGUACUUCUUAGAUUUAGUUAAGCAACACGCGGGCUGGCGUUGUGCUGCAAAAUCAACUUGUCAUGGCUAUUGUUCUAUUCCGGCCUCUUCUCGGGCAGAGCUCACUUCAAACGGAUCAAUUGCAGUCGAUAACGAUCUCCAGUGAUGGUAUUUCGCGUCCUCAAAUUUUUUGGGUGGAUUUCCGCGAUCCUUGCUGUCCACAGAGACACUUCGGAAGCGGCGAAACCACUCUUUGCACGUUGCACUCGAUGGAGCAUGUUCGGCAUACACCUUCCUCUAGCAAGCGAUACGUUACCGCGGGCGAUUUCUUUGCCAGGAAAUAAUGGAGCAUAACUUCCCGCAAAUGUGACUUAGUUGGAACAAAACUUGCCGUUGUAAACGUAAUCAAAAUAGACGAUGUUAGCGCGUCGCACAAAUGUCACUUAUGGCGCGUUGUCGGGACUCUGUAAACCUGUAAUAAUGUCUAUUGCCAGCUUUCAACUCGAAGAAAUAGUGUAUCUAACACCAUCUUUUGCCAACGGACGGUUUCAUAUGCAACCACCCAAAAAUUACUCAUUUUCGCAAUGUACAUAAUAUAUAUGUAUAUAGUUUAAGCUCGAGGCAUAUUUAUUUUAGCUAAUAUCAAUGUUAAUUUAUUCCAUCUUGUGUUAGGCUAAUUAAGCUAGAGUAAAUAAAGCCGAAAUACUUGAGAGCAAUUAUUAACAUAGAAAAAAUAAUAUUAAAACGUGCCGUGUUGCAGUUAGAUUUACUGAAUAUUAAUUUUACUUGUACCAGAAUUACACACAGUCAGUGGAUGUAUUUAAUCAAUUAAUUUUACGACUGAAAAAUAUGAAUAGCUAAUAUGUAUAUAUAUAUAGGUACAUAUAUUUUCUUUCCCCCUAGUUUGAAACGCGGACACGCGCGCGAUUGAAAACAUAGAAACGACAAUAUUAUGAUUAACUUGCGGUACACCCGGAGAAUACAUAUUCCCGCGGACGUUAUUUUACGAAGCCGUGCUAAUUUCACCUCACGAUGUAUUAAAUAUCCACGUUUAUGCCAUACCAAAGCUAGGUCAAUUGCGAUAAGGACACUUUAAUCCUUUGAGCCCGGGAAUUAUUCUCGCGGCGCAAACAUACGUAAACGCUAAAUAUUUAAGAUAAGCAAUUCCUAAUAUACUCAGCUUUUAUAUAACGUCGCAGCAAGAUCUCCAGCGCCGCUGCGCCAUGGAUGGUAUCAGGGUUCAAAGGAUUAAACGGUCAUUUAGUUUUAGCCCGUCUGUCGAUGCCACCAGUAAGCAUAAUUUGGCAAUUCACCGCCGCGUUUACCGGCGCCCGUGAUUUUGUAAGAAUCCAGCGAUAACGUGAGCCGUUCAACGGAGAAGUUGCGUUAAGCUCGCGUUGGAAUUGUUAUAUGAGAAAUAAUCGCGUCUGGUUUUAUUAAGUGAACUCUCUAGGCUCAAAGGAUCGAGGGAGACUUGCUACUUCGCGUAAGUUUAAUUUAGACUGAUUUGUACAGCGGAGGGUUGCCUCCGAGCGCUUCAGUAACUUCAGUAAUCGUAGCCUCGCCGAUACUCUUAUCGUACGCUCGACAAAAAUGUUUUAAAAUAGUCGAAUGGAAACCCUGUU
Molecule: messenger RNA, 5387 nt
Organism: Vollenhovia emeryi
Lineage: Eukaryota; Metazoa; Arthropoda; Insecta; Hymenoptera; Formicidae
Exons: 4
Coding region: 404-2965 (853 amino acids)
Source: RefSeq, a predicted model, not a curated record